AUGCCUCCUGUAGGAUUGCCCACUAGUGCUAAGGCCCCUAUACAAUCAACAGGCACAAUCACUUUUGAUUCUCAUUUACAUCUUACUGAUGUUCUUUGUGUUCCAUCAUUUAAUGUUAACUUGAUGUCUAUUAGCAAACUCGGAAACCCACUAACUGUUGUAUUGAUUUGGACACGAAGAGGACGAUUGGAUUGGGUAGGCGACAUGGCGAUCUCUAUUACUUUACCCACCACCAUCACCAACCUCACAUCAUGUGUCCACUCUACCCAAAUCUUUGGCAUAUGCGGCUGGGACAUCCCUCUGAUGCUCGUCUCCGCCUCCUAG
Messenger RNA from Prunus armeniaca (apricot), 324 nucleotides. The record is from the annotation of a GenBank genome assembly. NCBI's taxonomy places the organism in Eukaryota, Viridiplantae, Streptophyta, Magnoliopsida, Rosales, Rosaceae.